UAAGAAGCGUUCCAUUCCCACAUUUCCCAUUUUUCUAUUUUUCGUCCAAUUUAUGCAUGAAAAUGGCAAAUAUGGGGAUUGGAGUGGGUGGUGUUUGCCAAAUGGCCAUCUCUUUCUCCUUUUUUAAUCUUUCAGAGUAUUGAAAACUUCUCUCUUCUACUUGACGCCGCCUCAUUCUCUCUCACUCCUCCUCUCCUCUCCAUUCCUCAUUCCUCAAUUCCUCUCUCACCUCACCAAGACCAACAACACUUAUUAACACACACUGUCACUCCCCUUGCACUCCCGAUUGCCUUUAAUUUCCCCAAAACACCCUCUUUCUCUUCUCCAAUUCUCUGUCCAACACACUCUGUAUAUGCCUCUGUUUUCUCUCUCACUCCGAUUCUCUACUGCCACCCUCAUUGCCCUUUUUUUUUCACUUCUCCCCCGAUCAUCUGGGUUUUCUCACAUUUGAUCAGCUAAAACCCACAUUCGAUCAGCUAUCGAAUUCGGGUAUUCGGGGUUUAUCUUGGGAAUUUGCUUGCCAGCUAGUGCUUGCUCUGUCUGGCAGAGUGAAUUUGUUAAACGGACUGCGAAUACGACAUGGAAGAAGGAAGAACUGAACUAGAGUUUGAUGAAUUUGAAAAGCUUCUGGGCGAGAUACCAAAUGCUACUUCUGGGAACACACAUUCUGAGGAAUCUGGAACAAAGAAUGCGUCAUUGUCUCCUAUCUGUGUGAACUCCUGCAAGGGGCCAUUGAGUGACAAACUCCAUAACAAUGGGAGGUUGGAUGAGGGGAAGAACUCGGCAAAGAAAAUUCAGAAAUCACCUGUGAAAAGGGUUCAACGAGAGGUAACAAAUCUGCCCGAUGAUCAAUCCUUAACGUCUGCACUCGCAGGACUGAGCUUCAAUGGCGCAGUGAAUAUGGAAGCUGGGAGUCAUGUCGAAAAUUGUAAAUCCUUGCAGAACUACUUUUCAAUGGAUGGACAAAUCCCAAACAGCUUAAAGAUGCAGGUUUCGAGCAUGGAUACGCCGGUCAUGGUUGUUCCCUCUUUCCAAGCACCAAAUAAGAUACCUUGUGGAUUUUAUGAGUUUGAUGUGACAAACUCAGGCCAAGAAAGUUCAAACAUGUCAAAGUUCAAUUCUGAAGAGCUUAAGAAACCGCAGGCUGCCUAUUCACAACCUAUUGAAAAUUUAUCUCCUGGUGUUCCUCUAGCUCAUGCUGUGGAAGGUUUUCAGUUCCUCUCUAAUGUGCCUGCUCCUGGUCUGCAGUUUCCUGUAACUUCUGAUCAUCAGCAGCAAUUCUUUCUUGAUGCACAAUCUAAUAUUCCUUACCUACAUUCGCAACAGUUAAACCAGAAUCAAAUUAGCUGGAGAAACAUGGAAGAGGAGCAAUACCAUAGGAUGCAGCAGCAAUAUGUAUACUUGCAGCAGCUUCAUGAUCAGCGGUUGGAAGCUCAGCAUCUGGUUCAAGGGAAUGGGAAUAUCGCAAGCAGGCUCACGCGUCCAAACCCGAGGCACCCCCAUUUUGAGGUGCCAAUCUCUCAUCGGCUUGAACAAUCUAAUCAAGAACGAAUCUGGAACAAUUAUGUGGUUCCCAGGGGUCCACACGAAUCGAAUCCUGCUCUUUCGUACACAGAUUUUAACGAGGUUCAAUUUCUUGACAAGGUGGGAAAGCAGAGUUUUCCUAAGAAGAUUCUAACAAGAUCACAGGGAAUGAACACACUAAAAGCUGUGAGGUUUGGUUCUGUUGGAACAGAUGAAUCACUUACUCAUAUUAGCCAGAAUGGCAAAGUUGUCUCGAAUGGUCAUUUCCGGCAUGCCUUAUCUACUCGAAAUACCGGAUGCUUUCAAUUGGAUAGUUUGAACACAUGGGGUAUGUUCCCUAGUUUAAUGCAUCUUAAGAAUACAGAUAUGAAGGUGCUACCUCAGAAAUAUACUGAUCUGAAGACAUUGCCUCAGAAAUAUAACUCCAUGGAUGAAAUUACUGGAAGAAUUUAUCUAAUGGCUAAGGACCAGCAUGGUUGCCGCUUCUUACAAAGAAAGUUUUCUGAAGGCACCCCAAAAGAUGUCGAAAAUAUUUUCUUUGAGAUCAUUGAUCACAUUGUUGAGCUCAUGACAGACCCUUUUGGGAAUUACCUCAUCCAGAAGCUGCUUGAAGUGUGUGAUGAGGAUCAGCAAAUGCAAAUUCUUCAUUCAAUCACUAAAAAACCAGGGGAACUUGUUAGGAUUUCAUGUGAUAUGCAUGGGACUCGAGCUGUUCAAAAGGUCAUUGAAACCCUCAAAACUCCAGAGCAGUUUUCCAUGGUUGUUUCAUCGCUAAAGCCAGGGAUAGUGAUGUUGAUAAAGAACACAAAUGGAAAUCAUGUUGCACAGCGCUGCUUACAGUAUUUAACACGUGAAUAUCGUGAGUUUCUUUUCGUAGCUGCAACUACUAACUGUGUAGAGCUUGCAACUGACCGCCAUGGUUGUUGUGUGCUACAAAAAUGCCUUAGCCAUUCGGAUGCUGAACAAAGAAACCGAUUAAUCUGCGAGAUUACUUCAAAUGCACUAAUCCUUUCUCAAGAUCCAUUUGGGAACUAUGUUGUGCAAUUUGUCUUUGAACUUCAGCUUCCGUGGGCAACUUUAGAUAUUCUUGACCAGUUGGAAGGUAAUUAUGGGGAUUUGUCUGUGCAGAAGUAUAGCAGUAAUGUGGUUGAGAAAAGCCUGAAAUAUGCAUGUGAAGAGUGGCGAAUACGCAUUAUCCAGGAGCUGAUAGAAAAUCCGCGCUUGGAUCAAGUCAUGCAAGACCCUUAUGGAAAUUAUGUUGUCCAAGCAGCGCUUAGUCAGUCAAAGGGAAUCCUUCAUUCUAAGUUGGUGGAUGCAAUAAAACCUCACAUGCCUGUUCUUCGGACCAGUCCUUAUGGGAAGAAAAUCCUCUCUAGCAACAUUUUGAAGAAAUAAACUAUUGGUUUUAAUUCGUUCAGAGAGUUCCUGUAAAUCUGCAAUAAGCAGGUUUUGACAAUGUCAGGGCAAAUCUCGCAGCAUGUCACCAGAUCGAUAUGCUUGUAGAUUAGCAGAUUCGUUUUUGUCCCGUUUGUUUUUGCGUAGGAAUAAAAGGGAAUAUGUGAAGAUGAAGAUGUAGACCUGUUUGAGCUAUGGGGAAACUGUACCAUGGUUGGAAGUGGAAGAUGGAGCAAUGUGUAUCUUACACCUAUAGAUUAUUACUGCCAACGUGCUUCAUCUGUGUUUUUGUUGUUUAUUAGUAUUCGUUCAGAAACACCGUGUUAUUGUUUAGUAUUUAAUAAGAAAAUUGUUAAUGGUACUAUAAAAGUUUUAUUUUACA
This is a messenger RNA of Pyrus x bretschneideri (Chinese white pear), 3301 nucleotides long. RefSeq names its product pumilio homolog 12. The record is from RefSeq and is a predicted model, not a curated record. Gene Ontology annotation, biological process: post-transcriptional regulation of gene expression. Gene Ontology annotation, cellular component: cytoplasm. Bases 580 to 2919 code for a protein of 779 amino acids. The transcript is spliced from 9 exons. Gene Ontology annotation, molecular function: mRNA binding. NCBI's taxonomy places the organism in Eukaryota, Viridiplantae, Streptophyta, Magnoliopsida, Rosales, Rosaceae.